GCAAUUGAAAUUCGCAACCAAAUAGAAGGCGAAAUCUGUCAAUUACGCUCAGAGAGAGAGAGAGAGAGAGAGAGAGGGGGAGCGACCGACUCGUGGAGCAUUGCAGAGUGUGAUGCGUGGAAGCAGGGGACAGAAAAUGGCGAGAUCGCAUUGGAAGGAGCUCUUGCAAUGGCGAAUCGUCACGCCUUCUGAUCCCUAACAACGCUUUUCUUCUCUCAAACCGUUCGCUUUCUCGAAUCUGAUCGAUUCGAUCCUCAUCAUCAGAAAUGGCCGAAGUGACAAAACUAUUCUAUAUAGUAGUUGUUGAUGAUGAAGAGGAGAGUGAAAAAGGAAAAGAGUCGUUCCGGUACACGCGCCCUGUUCUGCAGAGCACUCUGCAGCUCAUGGGAUGCAAAGCUCGACAUGCGUUUAAGAUUAGCCAAAGGGUCUUUGAAUUGAUGAAAAGUGAAUGCCCUGUGGAUGCUUGGGAUUCAGCAAAUGUUGAGAUGGUGGACUUGGAUGUUUUAAAAGGACAAUCUCAGAAAGAAAAUGGUUGCUGUACUGGGGGUCACCAUUUGGUUUUAGAGAAUGAUGGUAAAAGUAAGAAUAAACCAUUUGAAUUGUACAAAAGACGCACAACUGUGGUUGUUAAAAGAAAAACCUUUUUAGAUGUUGUUUGCAAUGCUCUGGAUGAAUAUAAAUAUGUGGGUCCCAACCAGAGAGCGGAUUUGGUUUUAGCUUGCAGAAUACGGGAAAGGAAGGAAUCUGUAACCGUGCUGUUGUGCGGGACUAGUGGCUGCGGCAAAUCUACAUUGUCAGCACUGCUGGGUAGCAGGUUGGGAAUCACAACUGUGAUAUCUACUGACUCGAUUCGGCAUAUGAUGAGAAGCUUUGUAGAUGAAAAGCAAAAUCCCUUGCUCUGGGCUUCAACAUACCAUGCUGGGGAAUAUUUGGAUUCAGUGGCUGUUGCAGAAGCAAAGAAGGACAAAAGGAAAGCUAAAAAAUUAGACGGUGUUUCCCAGCAGCUACUAAAGGAUGAUGUAUCUGAUGGUUCUGUUGGAAAAUCUGAUAUCCGACCACCAGAAAUGGGUUCUAGUUCUGCUGAAUUGAUCAGUCCGAGACAGAUGGCCAUUGAGGGAUUUAAAGCACAAAGUGAAAUGGUCAUUGACAGUCUUGAUCGACUGAUCACUGCAUGGGAAGAACGGAAAGAAUCAGUAGUAGUUGAGGGUGUCCACUUAAGCCUUAAUUUUGUGAUGGGGCUUAUGAAGAAGCAUCCUUCAAUCAUUCCAUUCAUGAUAUACAUAACAAAUGAGGACAAACACUUGGAAAGAUUUGCAGUUCGUGCAAAGUACAUGACACUAGACCCCGCUAAAAACAAGUAUGUAAAAUAUAUUCGAAACAUCAGGACAAUCCAAGAAUACCUCUGUAAGCGUGCAGACAAGCAUUUGGUCCCAAAAAUAAAUAAUACGAAUGUUGACAAGAGUGUUGCCGCCAUCCAUGCAACAGUCUUCAGCUGCCUUAGAAGGCGUGAGGCUGGCGAGCAGCUUUAUGAUCCUGCCACAAACACAGUUGCUGUGGUUGAUGAGGAGUACAGGAAUCAGUGUGCUGCCAAUUCAUUGAGCUCCAAGGGUAUGUUUCAACUAAUUCAAAGACAAGGUUCUAGUAGGCAUCUGAUGGCUCUUCUGAAUACUGAUGGUUCUGUGGCAAAGGCUUGGCCUGUUGGCUCAGUUAACUCUGAUGGCAAGCCCAUUGGCCAGUCUACUGAGAAUGGGAUAGGGACACCAAUGUAUGGGCCGUUGCACAUUGGUAAGGCUGAACCUGUUAAUCUUCAGUUUGGCCACUUUGGGAUCAGUGCUUGGCCUAGUGAUACCGGUGGCACAAGUCAUGCCAGCAGUGUUGAUGAAUCGAGGGGUGAUAUUACUGACAACGGUAGUAGAUAUUACUCUUCCUGCUGCAGCUCGCCCCGGAUGUCUGAUGGACCAGCCAAGGAGCUCAAGGAGGAGCAGUCUGUGCAUGGCAGUGAUGAGGAGGUUGAUGAUCCUCCCGAGGUGGACAGCGAUGAGGAUCUUAGUGGUGAUGGUCGAGAACAAAUUGAUGAAGAGAUGGAGGGCUCAGUGGAUGAGGAGUCGACUAAAUCAGAUGAAGAGUAUGAUGAUCUUGCGAUGCAGGAUAUCCAAGAGAGUGGCUACCGGUCAGAUGAUGAGGACGAGGAGUUCAAGGAUAAGGUAGUGCCUAUUUCCGGGGAGGUACCAACUCUUGAGCUUCCUGGUAUCCGUGGAGACAAAGAUAGACAAAAUCUUGAUCACAUGAGAACUAGAAGUGAACCGUUUUCUGAUCUACCUCCCUCUUACUCUCAUCGACUAAGGGAGAAGAAUGAAAAUAGAGUGCCAUCUUCUGGAAAUGUCAAAAUGAGAAGACGUUCUCAUAGUAUACCGUCUUCUGGAAAGCGUGGUGGAGUGAGUAAAGGUCAAAUUCUCUCCAGAGCCACACAGAGGUAGCAGGAAAAUUGUGUUUUGUUUUGUUUUGUUUCUUUUUCUGGUUUUGCCCUUUGCCUUUUGUACUUGCAAUUAAAAGGGUAACGAGGCAAUUCAGUCUCCCCCCUGCAUAGAAUGCUUUUAACAAUAUGGAUACAUGAACUAGAGUGUAUUUUCCGGCAAUUUUGUUUUAAGACUAAGCUUUCAUGCAUACUUUAUAAAUGAUCUCCGAUCACAAAAAAGAUUUUGAUU
Messenger RNA from Camellia sinensis, 2705 nucleotides. RefSeq names its product P-loop NTPase domain-containing protein LPA1 homolog 2. The record is from RefSeq and is a predicted model, not a curated record. NCBI's taxonomy places the organism in Eukaryota, Viridiplantae, Streptophyta, Magnoliopsida, Ericales, Theaceae.